UGUUUUAAACCUUUAGUUUUGUGUUUAAAUCUAGUGGCAUACGAUUUUCAUCCCUAUUUAUAUACUUCGUGAAGUACUUACUUUUAAAGGUGCAUGGACUACAAAAAAUACAACAAAAAUAAUGCAGUUCCAAUUAGCAGCAACUCCUCGAAAAUUACCAGUAUUUGUAUUUCCCCAAAGUGUUACUUUCUUCUUGGACGAUCAAUCUACUCACAAACAAGUUUUAACUUUAUAUAAUCCGUAUGACUUUCCUGUCAAAUUUAAAGUAUUAUGCACUGCACCAAACAAGUAUAAAGUUGUUGAUCCAGAAGGUACAAUCAAAGCAAGGUGCUGUGUUGAUAUCGUUGUCAGACAUAUAGCACCUUUAGUAAACAAUUGCAAUGUUAUUGAUAAAUUUAGAAUACAAAUGCAAGAGCAUCCAACUAAGCAGGCUAUAGGAAAACGAGAUGUUGAAGCUAAACUUCUUCCUGGGACAACAGAUACCACUGGCAGAUCUACUCCUGAUCCAGAAAUGUUUCAACAGCUUCCCAUAAAUGAAACUAUACAGCAACAAUCUUAUGCACUUCUAGCUCAAAAUAAAGCAAUUGAUAGAGGAACAAAUUAUGUUGCAUUGCUUGCUGGAAUCAUAUGUAUAGCUGGAUUACUUCUACCUGCAGAAGGAGAUCAGAAUAAUGUAGUGCCUGAUUAUCUCCAUCUCUCGAUAAAUUUGAAAUUAAUAUUUUCAUUUGUACUAGGUAAGUAUAUGGAUACCUCUUACAGUUAA
Molecule: messenger RNA, 763 nt
Organism: Megalopta genalis
Lineage: Eukaryota; Metazoa; Arthropoda; Insecta; Hymenoptera; Halictidae
Source: RefSeq, a predicted model, not a curated record